GUGGGAAAAUCAUUCUUUUAUUGGAAAUAUCAUCUGGAAAAAUCUUGUUGCAUACAUAACUUUAAGUUAUAAUAAUAAGGAAAAGUUGAUUCUGAAUGAAUGAUCAAAUCAACCCGGGAGUCAAAUCAGAGAGGAAGAUCGAUUUAUACAAACGUUACGGGAUAAACCACGCUAUUCAAGAAUCCCAACCUCUCAAUAAUAGCAUCGAUGAUUCCCCCUGGGAUAAAACGAUCAUCAAUGGCGGGGCAAAGGAUGCCGCGGGAAAUCAUCACCCAAAUAACCAGAGUCCAAAUGAUUUGAAGGGUUCUGAUUUACAACACAAAAGGAUACAACCGUACCCAGAUAUCUCCGAUAAAAAUUUCGACCACGUGUUCGUUAUAAAAAAUAAGCGAGCGAAAUCUCUCGGGGAUAAAUGUUCGAUGGAUACCCUGGAAAACUUUGGUAGUGGCAGGAGAAACCAUCAAAAUAAGUUGAUUCUACUACCUGACCGUAGAUACAAAAGCUUAUGCAAUGCGAAUACUUUACAAAAGUUCGGCUUCGAAGAUGAAGAACAGCAGGAAGAAAGAGAGGAAUGGAGUAGCAAAGCGGAUUUCUUGCUGUCAAUUAUAGGAUUCGCCGUCGAUCUCUCCAACAUUUGGAGAUUUCCCUACCUCUGUUACAAAAAUGGAGGAGGGGCGUUCUUAAUACCGUACACUAUCAUGUUAAUAUUUGGAGGUGUCCCACUAUUAUAUAUGGAGUUAGCCCUAGGACAAUACAACAGGGCCGGAGCUGUUGGAAUAUGGAAAAUGGUCCCUUUCUUAAAAGGAACGGGAUACGCCGCCAUACUGAUGACCUUUUACGUUUCGUUUUAUUACCCCGUAAUAUGCGGCUACGCGUUUUACUAUUUGUUCGCCUCUUUCAAAUCGAAGUUACCCUGGAUCACGUGCGAUAACUCUUGGAAUACUCCGGCAUGCGUAGAACAUAGAACGCGUAACAUGUCCCUGAAACCGUCUCAUAUAGCACCUAUCCACGGUCUUAAGACUGCUAGCGAAGAAUAUUUUGAACGAAAAGUGUUAGGCAUACAGGAUGGAUCCGGUUUCCAACAUUUUACUCCCAUUAAAUGGGACGUAUGUUUAUGCGCUCUACUCGUUUACCUCAUAGUGUUUUUAUCUCUGUUUAGAGGCGUUAAGACUUCGGGAAAAGUUGUAUGGUUUACGGCGAUUGCACCAUACAUCUUAUUAACCAUUCUACUCAUCCAGGCAUUAUUGUUACCGGGUUCGUUAAAUGGCAUAAUUUAUUAUUUAACUCCUCAAAUGCACAAACUAAAAUCUGCUCAAGUGUGGUAUGAGGCGGCGGUGCAAAUAUUUUAUUCCACUGGCCCAGGUUUUGGGGUGCAUAUUGCUUACGCGAGUUACAACAAAUUUCACAAUAAUAUACAAACGGAUGUCAUAGUGACAUCGGCUGUCAAUAGUUUAACCAGCUUUUUCGCGGGAUUCGUCGUUUUCGCGUUUUUAGGUUACAUGUCCAUGCAGAGGGGUUUGGAGAUAGAUCGAGUGGCUAAAGAUGGACCUGGAUUGGUGUUCAUAGUUUACCCCGAAGCUUUAGCUAUAUUAAAAGGAAGCGUAUUCUUCUCCAUAAUCUUUUUCCUGACAUUACUAACGUUGGGAUUGGAUAGUUUGCUGGGAGGAAUGGAAGCCGUUAUAACGGGAUUAUUGGAUGAUCUAGGACCAACACUGAAAAGUUUUGGAAUAUCGAAAAAAGUUCUGAUAGGGAUCGUUAUAUUUACCUCGUUUUGUGUAGCUCUUUUAUGUACUACUAAAGACGGGAUAUACUGGAUAACAUUUCUAGACACUUACGCUGCCGGAACGGCACUCUUGUUCAUCGUGUUCUUCGAAGCCGUCGGAGUAGCUUGGAUAUAUGGAGUUGACAGAUUUUCUAGUAAUAUCGAAGAAAUGAUCGGGUUUAGACCCAACAUAUACUGGCGAUGGUGUUGGAAAUACAUUAGUCCCACUUUAAUCAUGGCAAUGAUAACAGCUGGAUUUCUUCUGAACGAACCAUUGAGGUACGGAAAUUACAUUUAUCCUAAAUGGGCGAACGGCUUUGGUUGGAGUAUGGUGGCCUCCUCAAUACUUCUAAUCCCAUUUUAUGCCAUAUGGUACCUGCGCAGGACUAAAGCCAAAAAUUUAUACCAACGAUUACAAUUGUGUGUAAAAUCGAGUACUAUUCGCAAGCAUUCAUAUUAUCGGACACUCGGCUCCUCAGUAAUAAAUUAAUUUAUUGUUGAUAUACAGUUUAACCACUCAUUCACUCUCAGAAGAGAAUUUGC
Messenger RNA from Gordionus sp. m RMFG-2023, 2305 nucleotides. RefSeq names its product sodium-dependent noradrenaline transporter-like. The transcript has 14 exons. Gene Ontology annotation, molecular function: dopamine:sodium symporter activity. Lineage: Eukaryota; Metazoa; Nematomorpha; Gordioida; Chordodea; Parachordodidae. The record is from RefSeq and is a predicted model, not a curated record. The coding region runs from base 96 to 2252 and encodes 718 amino acids. Gene Ontology annotation, cellular component: neuron projection; plasma membrane; neuronal cell body membrane. Gene Ontology annotation, biological process: sodium ion transmembrane transport; dopamine uptake involved in synaptic transmission.